AUGGCCGACUUGGAAAAGGUGGCUUCUGCUGCCUCGAGGAGAUCUGACCGAGCCCCGUCCCUGAGCAGAGUGUACUCUGCGCCUCAUAUGGAUAAUCAAAAUGCAUUCUAUGCUACGUCGAAGGAGGCAAAUGGCCAGGAGACAGACUCUGUGGUGCCGUCAUAUACUGGAAGAGACGAUGACAACGCGGAUCUGGAGAACGGCAACGGUAGUAGCGAUGGUCACGAGGAUGAUCUGCAGCCAACCCAAAGUUCCAGGUCUCGACGCUCUGAACGAGAUCCCAAACUGGUCACCUGGAAAGGGCCUGACGACCCUGAAGAUCCAAAGAAUUGGUCAAUGAGGAGACGCUGGGCCGCUGUUUUCGUGGUCUCGUGCUACACCUUCAUAUCACCAGUAUCCUCAUCUAUGGUCGCGCCAGGCUUGACCGCCAUUGCCAAAGACCUAAACAUUACGAACGAAGUCGAACUCGAAAUGACUCUGUCCAUCUUUGUCCUAGCAUACAGUAUCGGGCCGCUCUUUUUGGGCCCGCUCUCUGAAAUAUAUGGCCGAGCGAUCGUCUUGCAGAUUGCCAACCUUUUCUUCCUCGUCUUCAAUAUUGCCUGCGGUGUUGCUCAGACAAAAACGCAGAUGAUUGUGUUUCGGUUCUUGUCCGGCUUAGGCGGUAGUGCGCCGUUAUCAAUCGGAGGCGGCGUCAUGAGUGACUGCUUCAGGGCCGAGGAAAGAGGGCGAGCAGUAUCCAUCUACAGUCUUGCACCCCUUUUGGGACCCGCAGUUGGUCCCAUAGCUGGAGGGUUCAUUGCCGAAAACACAACUUGGCGAUGGUGCUUCUAUUCAACGUCCAUUUUGACCGGCGUCAUACAAUUUAUCGGGCUUUUCCUUUUACAAGAGACAUACGGCCCGGCAUUGCUGAGUAGAAAGGCCAAGAAACUACGCAAAGAAACUCAGGAUCCAUCCUGGCACACCGAAUAUGAAGACGCAAACCGCACUUUUACCACUCUCCUAUCCACAUCUCUACGCCGCCCAUUCAUCCUCCUCGCAACCCAACCGAUUGUCCAGGUUUUGGCGUUGUUCAUGGCGUACAUCUAUGGCCUAAUGUAUCUCAUGCUGGCAUCUUUCCCCGGUCUCUGGACCGGCGCAAACCAUUACAACGAGUCCGUUGGUAUCGGAGGCCUCAACUACAUUUCCCUGGGCCUCGGAUUUUUCCUCGGAUCCCAAAUCAGCGCACGUUUGAUCGAUCUCAUCUACCGAAAACUAAAAAUGCGAAACGGCGGCGUCGGCGCCCCCGAGUUCCGCACCCCGCUGCUCUUCAUAGGAGCAUUAGCGAUCCCCAUUGGUCUUUUCAUUUAUGGUUGGACGGCGCAGUACAAAACACAUUGGAUUGUACCCAAUAUCGGUGCUGUGAUAUUCUCCGUUGGCGCCAUCAUGACCUUCCAGUGUAUCCAGACGUAUCUGGUUGAUGCCUAUACACGAUAUGCGGCUAGUGCUUUGGCAGCCGUCACUGUCUUGCGGUCCCUGGCUGGAUUUGGGUUUCCCCUGUUCGCUCAAUAUAUGUACAACGCACUGGACUAUGGUUGGGGUACUAGUUUAUUGGCAUUUGUUGGGAUAGGCAUCGGAGUUCCGGCUCCGCUGCUUUUGUGGAAAUAUGGUGCGAAGCUGCGGGCGAUGAGUCCGUUCGCUGCUGGAUAG
Molecule: messenger RNA, 1686 nt
Organism: Talaromyces amestolkiae
Lineage: Eukaryota; Fungi; Ascomycota; Eurotiomycetes; Eurotiales; Trichocomaceae
Exons: 3
Coding region: 1-1686 (561 amino acids)
Biological process (GO): transmembrane transport
Molecular function (GO): transmembrane transporter activity
Source: RefSeq, a predicted model, not a curated record